CAGCGCAUGUUAGCGACAUGCUCGCCGUUCUCAUUCUUCUUACAUCUGAAAAACGCGGGAAAAUAUAUUAGGGCAUCCCUUCGAACAUCUCUCUUAAAAUCAAAAUAAUCGACGUUGGAAUGCAUCGAAGCGUUUGGUUUUGAAGCCAUGGAAGCGAGCGACGGAGAUGAAGAAGAGUUUGGAUUCUCCAGGAACUACUUUCUCGCCAAAGAAUUGGGCGGAUCCGGAAAGAAAUCCACCUGCAAGCUCUCCGACAUCAAUCUUGUCGACGAACAGGAGCUGAGAGCAGCAGCAUCUCGAAUCAUACCCAAACAUGAAAAAGAGAUGGCAUCUUUGCUGAACAAAUACAAAAGCUUAUACCCCAAAUGGCUUUUUGAGCUUAGGUGUGGCUUUGGCCUCUUAAUGUAUGGAUUUGGGUCUAAGAAGGUCUUGCUUGAAGAUUUUGCUUCAACUGCAUUAACCGAUUUCAGUGUGGUUGUCAUCAAUGGCUAUCUUCAGUCAAUCAAUCUAAAACAUGCCGCAAUUACCAUUGCUGAACUUCUAUGGGAUCAAUUAAAGAACAAACGAAGGACCCCCAUCAAAACCCAGCAACCUUUUAGUUCACAAUCAAUGGAAGAUAUUCUUGCUUUCCUGGAUGGACCACUUGCAAAGGAAAACAAUUGCUUCGUCUGUGUUGUUGUGCACAACAUUGAUGGACCUGGUCUGCGAGAUUCUGAAGCGCAACAGUAUCUUGCACGAAUUGCAUGUUGUUCCCAAGUUUAUAUGGUGGCAUCCAUCGACCAUGUCAAUGCACCCCUAUUAUGGGACAAGAAAAUGGUCCACACGCAGUUCAACUGGUGCUGGUACCAUGUCCCGACCUUUGCACCAUACAAGGUGGAAGGACUCUUCUUUCCUUUAAUCCUCGCAAACAGCGGCUCCACACAAAAUGCAAAAUCAGCUGCCAUUGUCCUGCAGAGUUUGACCCCAAAUGCACAAAGUGUGUUCAGGGUCCUUGCAGAAUACCAGCUGGGCCAUCCUGAUGAAGAAGGGCUGCCCACCAAUAGCUUGUAUACGAAGUGCCGGGAGCGCUUUCUAGUUAGCAGUCAAGUUACACUGAAUUCCCAUUUGACAGAGUUCAAAGAUCAUGAAUUGGUUAAGACCCGUAGGAAUGCAGAUGGCCAGGAUUGUUUCUACAUACCGCUCACAUCUGAAGCACUAGAAAAGCUGCUACAAGAGAUUGGCUGAAUUGUUGCUGUUGUUUGUUGCCAUAGUGUAAAACAGGUCAUCAGGGACCCAUGUAAGCACAGCGUGUCAGGCUGUCAGCGGGUAAAGAAAGGCAUUGUAUCUCGAUUUGGAAUCCUUAACAAAAUGAAAAUGAAAGAUUAGAAGUUUGCCAUCAA
Messenger RNA from Magnolia sinica, 1379 nucleotides. RefSeq names its product origin of replication complex subunit 2. NCBI's taxonomy places the organism in Eukaryota, Viridiplantae, Streptophyta, Magnoliopsida, Magnoliales, Magnoliaceae. Gene Ontology annotation, cellular component: nucleus; nuclear origin of replication recognition complex. Gene Ontology annotation, molecular function: DNA replication origin binding. Gene Ontology annotation, biological process: DNA replication. Bases 148 to 1224 code for a protein of 358 amino acids. The transcript has 6 exons. The record is from RefSeq and is a predicted model, not a curated record.